Drosophila sechellia is the source of this 1532-nucleotide messenger RNA. RefSeq names its product Serpin 88Ea (gene Spn88Ea). Gene Ontology annotation, molecular function: serine-type endopeptidase inhibitor activity. Bases 123 to 1406 code for a protein of 427 amino acids. The record is from RefSeq and is a predicted model, not a curated record. The transcript has 3 exons. Lineage: Eukaryota; Metazoa; Arthropoda; Insecta; Diptera; Drosophilidae.
GAGCACCGGACUCAGUUUAUAGUUAGACGCGCUGGUGAACGGACUUGCAGUCGUUCCAAGUUAUAGUUGUAUAUCGGUGCCACUUAAGCCUACGUACACUUGAAGAAGCAGGCUUCCACAACAUGCACAUCCUCAGCAUAUCUUUGAUGGCGGUCCUGCCGGCCAUUGCCUUGGCCGGUCUCUGUGGAGAUGAGCCCGAUGCCAGUUUGUUGGAUCAGCGGCUGAACCUCUACAAGGGUCAACAGAACUUCGCCGUGUCCAUGCUGAACGUCAUCCGGCAGAGCACUCCCAAUGAGAACGUCUUCUUCUCGCCGUACAGCACGUACCAUGCCCUGCUCCUCGCCUAUUUCGGAUCCUCUGGCGACACGGAGAAGGAGUUGGCCAAGGUGCUGCAUCUGGAUUGGGCCGAAUCGAAGGAGGUGGUGCGCAGCGCCUACAUUCUGGAGAAGAUGAGCCGCAAGGAGCGGCAGAGCAAAAUGCCUCUCGAGUUCUCCUCAGCCGAUCGCAUAUUCUUCGCCAAUGAUUUGCAUGUAACCGAAUGCGCACGGAAUCGUCUGGCCGAGGAGGUCCAGCAGAUCGACUUCAAGAACCGGCCAGAGGAGUCACGCAAGCAAAUCAACGAUUGGAUUGCCAAGCAGACGCACGAUCAAAUCCGCAAUAUGCUUAGCGCCGAUGAAAUCACUCCGCGAACUCGUUUGGUCCUGGCCAACGCCGCCUAUCUGAAGGGUCAGUGGCUCAGUCAGUUCAAGACGGAGAAGACGGUGCCCAUGCCCUUCUACACGUCCCCGUCCAACUUCUCGCUGGUGUCCAUGAUGCAGCAGAAGGGCACCUUCCUGCUGAAUGUCGACGAACAGCUCCGCGGCCACGUGCUUCAGCUGCCCUAUCGCACCGUCUUCGAGUCGCAGGAGAAGGAGGACAGCUCGCCGGAUGAGAACUCGGACAUCUCCAUGGUGCUCAUCUUGCCGCCAUUUAACAGCAAUUCCCUCGAGGAUGUGCUCUCCCGGUUGAAUGCCGACAGUCUGGAUGAUUCGUUGAAGCAGGCCAUGCCCCGCGAAAUCGAAGUGUCGCUGCCCAAGUUUGAGUUUGAACAGCGCCUGGAACUUAACCCUAUCCUUGCCAAAAUGGGAGUCAGCAAAAUGUUCGAUGAGUCUGUCGCUACCUUCGAUGAUCUGACUUCCGAGACGAUUUCCAUCGGUGACUCCAAGCACGUGGCCAAGAUCAAGGUGGACGAGGAGGGUAGUACUGCGGCAGCGGCCACAGUUCUCUUCACCUACCGCUCGGCCAGGCCCGUAGAGCCGGCCAAGUUUGAAUGCAACCAUCCUUUCGUGUUCGUCAUCUACGACCGCACCUCCAGGUCGAUCCUAUUUACGGGCAUCUAUCGCGAUCCCAAAACAAUAAAGCAGUAAAAGAUGGCAGGCUUUAAGGUGCUGCAACUUUGCAACUAAUCUAACCAAAUUAUUUUUCGACUGUAAUUCACAAUUUAAACUGUAAAAACAAACUUAAACCAUAAUAAAUUAUGCCUAUAACAAGAA